Molecule: messenger RNA, 528 nt
Organism: Eucalyptus grandis
Lineage: Eukaryota; Viridiplantae; Streptophyta; Magnoliopsida; Myrtales; Myrtaceae
Product: GDSL esterase/lipase At4g10955
Exons: 1
Coding region: 1-528 (175 amino acids)
Source: RefSeq, a predicted model, not a curated record
AUGAAACCUCGGUACUCGAUCCGGCCAGCUAGUGUGUGGUCGGCAGGGCAUGCUCUCGGUGCUGCCAUCUUGGUGCUCGUGGGCAAGAAGAUGGCCAGGAAGAAUUUUCCUGUCAAGACAUACCUAUUCAAUCCACCGUUUGUGACCUUGCCGUUGGGACGUAUCAAGGACCACAACUUAGUAGACAAGUUGUUGAUCCUAGCCAGGUUACUCAAAGCUGCAACUGUCGCCACUUUGAAUCCUCCCAAAAAUGAGCCUCUAGUACAUGACAAGUUCGAAGUCCUAUCUUCUUGGGAACCCAACCUGUUUGUGAAUCCUGAAGACGAUCUCUGUUUGGGUUACAUAAGUUACUUUGAGCUUCGAACACUGAUGCAAUCGAUGGGAGCAGGGAAAAUUAACCUGUCCAUGGAUGCAGUCGGGAAAGAUUCUGAAGCAGAAUCGGUCGACACCCUCGCUACAGCCUGUCUCACUACCAAUCUGUGUCCAUCUCCAGAUUUUAAACUGGCGCAUGGCAUUGAGCAGUGGUAG